AUGGACCUUGAUGUGCUAAACAUGUUUGUUAUAGCAGGAGGCACUCUGGCUAUCCCCAUUCUGGCAUUUGUAGCAUCCUUUCUCCUGUGGCCUUCUGCAUUGAUCAAAAUCUAUUAUUGGUACUGGCGUCGAGCACUGGGCAUGCAGGUUAGAUAUGCUAACUAUGAUGAUUACCGGUUCUGUUUUUCUUAUCGAGGGAGACCUGGAUUCAGACCAUCCAUACUGAUGUUACAUGGAUUUUCAGCCCACAAAGAUAUGUGGUUGUCUGUGGCCAAGUUCCUUCCGAAGAACCUGCACUUGGUCUGUGUUGACAUGCCUGGUCAUGAGGGAACUACCCGAUCAUCAUUAGAUGACUACUCCAUCAAUGGGCAAGUUAAAAGAAUACACCAGUUUGUUGAAUGUAUCAAGCUGAACAGAAAACCUUUUCACCUGAUCGGCACCUCAAUGGGUGGAAAUGUUGCAGGAGUUUAUGCUGCUCAAUACCCAGCGGAGAUUUGCAGCCUGUCUCUUGUAUGCCCUGCAGGUCUGCCAUAUCCAACUGAUAACAAAUUUCUUAAGCGUCUGCGGGAGCUGAAAGAGUCUGAACGUAUUGACAGGAUUCCUUUAAUUCCAUCAACGCCCGAGGAAAUGGCAGACAUGCUGAAGCUUUGUUCUUAUGUGCGCUUUAAAGUACCUCAGCAGAUCCUGCAGGGCCUUGUUGAUGUUCGCAUCCCGCAUAACGAAUUUUACCGGAAAUUAUUUUUAGAAAUUACAGAUGAAAAGUCCAGACACGCUCUUCAUGAAAACAUGAGCAAGAUCAAAGCCCCAACGCAGAUCAUCUGGGGAAAACAAGAUCAGGUUCUGGAUGUUUCUGGAGCAGAUGUUCUAGCAAAAUCUAUUUGUGACUGUCAGGUACAUAUUUUGGAAAACUGUGGACACUCUGUGGUAGUGGAGCGGCCCAGGAAAACGGCAAAGCUCAUAUUGGAAUUUUUCGCAUUGGUGCACAACACAGAGAACAAUAAGAAACUAGCUUGA
Messenger RNA from Emys orbicularis (European pond turtle), 1014 nucleotides. RefSeq names its product abhydrolase domain containing 6, acylglycerol lipase (gene ABHD6). The record is from RefSeq and is a predicted model, not a curated record. Gene Ontology annotation, molecular function: monoacylglycerol lipase activity. Gene Ontology annotation, biological process: acylglycerol catabolic process. Gene Ontology annotation, cellular component: mitochondrion. Bases 1 to 1014 code for a protein of 337 amino acids. Lineage: Eukaryota; Metazoa; Chordata; Testudines; Emydidae. The transcript has 8 exons.